AUGGCCGAAAACUUGCUGUUCGAAGACCUUGUCGACGUUUUCAACAAAAUCCGGCGGACUUCCAAUCAGAAAAUCAAACAAGCGACAUUUCAGAAGAGUUUUGAAGCGUGGAAGGAGAAAUGUGAGCAAAAUGAGAAUAAAAAGAGGAUUUUGUCGAGCUUUCAGGCGAAAAUCCAGCCGACAUUUUUCCAAUUUUGCGGCUUUUCCUUUCCGAUUACGAAAGACUUCGUAAAUUUGACAUGGGACCGACGAAGCUGGCAAGUUUCCUCGCGAAGACGUUCCACGACGUCAGGGCGGAAUACGUGGCGAAUAUUUCAAAAGAGGUUCGGAUUUGCGAAAGGAACUUAUCGGAACAUGACUCUUCUAGGCUUCAACGGCUGCUCGGCAAUUGGCGGACAAAGUUUCUGAAGAAUAUCGAACUGAAAAUGAUGACUUCGGCGUUUUGAAAGUCUCUGAGCUCAACGAAGCACUAGAUUCUCUGGCGAACGGAUCUGAUGAUCAAUCCAGUGAGCCUUGUUUCCUUCGCAUGUAGCAUCUUUUUAUUACUACUCCAGAACGCGACAAAAUGACGAAAUUGGUGAAGAACUGCUCGGAAGACGAGUUGGAAUGGGUGUUCAAUGUGGUAAUGCGUAACGUGGAAGGAGCUCUCGGAGCUCCGAGCAACAAGAUUCUCGAUUGGGUUUCCUCGAAUGCGUGUGCCAUCUGGGAUCAGACGCACGAUUUGAAAGCGGUUCUACGCGGGAAACUGGCGGAGAAACCGUCGGAAUUGAGCUCCGAGCAAACGGCUGAGAAAGCGCCAGAAGAUGACGUGGCAGAUGAGCACCUUUUCAGAAUAUGGACUCCGAUGUUGCUUCAGAAGCAGAAGAGAGGCGAUUGGUACGCUAAUGUAAGGGCUCUGCUGGAAAUCGAUCCCGUCAGACCAACUAGUUCAGAUCGAAAAGUACGGCGGUUCCAAGUUUUUCAUGCAAACCAAAUUCGACGGUGAAAACGUUCUUUUACACAAAAAAGGCAACGAGUACCGUUGGUUCAGCAGGAAUAACAACGAUUUUUCAAAGGUUUUUCAACUUUAAGAAGAACACGUUAUAUUUAUCGAGCUUUCAGGAGUACGGUGACUCCUCAAUGGCCAUAGGAAAACUGUCGAGCCGCAUUCAUUCGUUCUUCAAUAAAAGUGUCGAUUCGGCGAUUUUCAACUGUGAACUAAUGUUGUGGGAUAAAAAAACAAAGAAAUUGUGUAACUAAAUAAGCCAAGAACGAGGAUUUCAAUUGUUUUCUUUCAGGCCGUCACAACGACGCUUCGGCCACUUCUGACGCUCAAGUUCUUUCGUUCCGCCACGUGAAACCGGAUGACAAUCAGCAAUUGAGUAGGUCCGAAUCCCAUUUAUCAGUUGAUAACGUCAUCUGCAGCUGUCGUCCUUUUCGAUCUGCUCUACCUGAAUGGCAAGCCGUUCUUCGGCGCUCCGCUCUGGCAGAGACUCGAACUGCUCAAGGUGGCGCCGCUGAAAAAAGAGAGGGAGGACACGAUUUUCGUGGCGAAAUACGAAGAGGGUACCAAAAAGUGAGAGAAAUGCUUUGAAAUUUGUCAGGUCAAAAAGUACAAAUUUUCAGGGAAGAUAUUCAGAAAUUUUUCGAGAUUGCGAUGGCGGCCAAUGAGGAGGGAAUUGUGGUGAAACGGGCGGAUAGUGUGUACGUAAAGGGCCAAAGGUUAGAGCAUUUCUGGAAAUUUCUUUUUUUUUUCAAAUUAUUUUUCAGAAGUGCAGCCAACGGAUGGUUCAAACUGAAACCGUCAGCUUCGAAGGACUGUGACCUCGAUAUGGCGCUCGUCGCCGUGCUCCCAGGAGCCGGGAGAAACGGAAAAACGCUUUAUCGAUUCGCCGCGUUUGACGAAGGUACGACGCAGUGCGUUUUCAUCAAUAACUGCUCAAUUUCAGCGUCCGGAAAAUACAAACAGUGUCUCUCGUGCUCGUACGGUCUCAGCGACGCCGUCCGUGAGGCGAUCCGUUACGAAUACGGUCAAUUGUUGGAGGAAGCGCCGGAAGAGCUCACGUUUUAUGGGAAACGGCCUGCGAAGAUUCCACGUGGCGAAGGCGGAUACAUUGAUUUCGAAAGGUGGCAAGUCAUCAAAAUCACGUCAAACGGAGUGCGCAACGGGAAACUUGUGGACCCGGUGAUGAGGGAAUGGCGGCUGGAUAAACCGGUCGAUCAGAUCAACACUUUCGAGGAUUUCUCCGAUUAUGCAACUGUACGAGGACUAACAAAAACAUACGAUUAUUGUGAUUUUCAGAAAGUUCAAGAGUGUAAACUGGGCGAUAAUGACCACGACGGCAGCGGAGACGAAGAGGAGGAGAAGAAGGCGGAUCCGUUGAAAGUGGAGAAAGUGACUCGGAAGGCGAUCCACGAGACGGCGCCUCUAAAAUUAAAAAGAGCAAAAAUAGAAUCGAGUCUGUCGGGAGUCGAAGUCGCAGUCCUUCAGGGCACUUCUGAAGCUGUCAGGAGACGUUGCGAGGAGAUUCUGAAGCAUUUCGACGCGAUUGUGGUCAAAGGGAUCAGUGAGUUUCCCUGCGGGUCUCCGAGGCAUUCCAUUAGUUCGCCCCCUUCUGCCACCCCGUGUACUUUCCGUGGACAUUGAUAAAUAGUACAAGUGUCACAGACCAGCUGUGUAAGUCAUCAAUUGAAGUGGUCCGAGGACAGAGACAGAAAGAGCGGAGGGUAAUCCCUAAGCCGAUCAUCUUGCCGGCGUCUGAUUUACAACGUGGUUUUUCCAUAUUAAUUCGGAAUUCAUUCCAGCGCCUUCCACUCAGCUCUGCAUCGCCACCGCUCCGAAGCCGACGCAUCCGAAGACCGCACAAGCAAUUGCGCUCAACUCGGUGACCAUCCUCAAAUCCACGUGGCUUGACCGGUGCAACAAAGAGGAUCUGGUUCAAGAGUGGCUCCCCGAUGAAGCAUUCCACGUCGUCGACGGGGGAUUCCGACUCUCCGCCGAUCUUUAA
This is a messenger RNA of Caenorhabditis sp. 36 PRJEB53466, 2987 nucleotides long. The record is from the annotation of a GenBank genome assembly. NCBI's taxonomy places the organism in Eukaryota, Metazoa, Nematoda, Chromadorea, Rhabditida, Rhabditidae.